This is a messenger RNA of Seriola dumerili (greater amberjack), 772 nucleotides long. RefSeq names its product peptidylprolyl cis/trans isomerase, NIMA-interacting 4 (gene pin4). The coding region runs from base 119 to 502 and encodes 127 amino acids. The record is from RefSeq and is a predicted model, not a curated record. Gene Ontology annotation, biological process: rRNA processing. Gene Ontology annotation, molecular function: DNA binding; peptidyl-prolyl cis-trans isomerase activity. NCBI's taxonomy places the organism in Eukaryota, Metazoa, Chordata, Actinopteri, Carangiformes, Carangidae. The transcript is spliced from 4 exons.
AAGAGUCCUUUCGCGUCUCGGCGCAGGUUACUGCGCAUGUUGAUCUUAACAGAGCAUGAGCGCAUGCUAGUAGUUUUCCUUUCAUUAUUCUCCGAAUUUCCGUAUACUUUAUUCUAAAAUGCCACCAAAAGGUAAAGGUGGCAAGGGUGGUAAAGGAGCUGCUUCAGGAAGUGCAGACGCCGAUAAGAAAGAAAAAGCACCUAAAGGAGGCACCGCUGUGAAGGUUCGGCACAUCCUCUGUGAAAAACAUGGCAAAUGCAUGGAGGCAAUGGAGAAACUGAAGGCUGGAGUCCGUUUCAGUGAAGUAGCGUCACAAUACAGUGAAGACAAAGCUAGACAAGGAGGUGAUCUGGGGUGGAUGACUCGGGGAUCGAUGGUUGGACCUUUCCAGGAUGCAGCAUUUGCCCUACCUAUCAGUUCCAUGGAUAAACCUGUAUACACAGACCCUCCUGUCAAGACCAAGUUUGGGUACCACAUCAUUAUGGUGGAAGGGAAAAAGUGACAUUGGAUGGCUCAGCAUUUGCUAUAUUGUGAAACUGAUUUCCUAAUUUCACUUCUUUUUGAAAGGCUAAGAGGUUAAGAACACGAAAAGGAAAUGAUUCUUGUGUGAAAUACUCUCGGUUUGUCUUUGUUAUACAUACACUACCACAGUGACAAUUCAACCAGCUUAAUUUUUACAUUCACAUAAUCACCUGGUUUUUCCUUUUCAGUUUGAUAAGUUCUGUGUAAGUAAAACCACAAAUGGCCAAAUAAAUUAAUUUUCACCUAUGUA